Molecule: messenger RNA, 1626 nt
Organism: Lytechinus variegatus (green sea urchin)
Lineage: Eukaryota; Metazoa; Echinodermata; Echinoidea; Temnopleuroida; Toxopneustidae
Exons: 5
Coding region: 164-1144 (326 amino acids)
Molecular function (GO): protein binding
Source: RefSeq, a predicted model, not a curated record
CCUAUCCCGUGCGAUGCCUUAUUGCGACCCAUAGCUGCUCACAUGAUCCCAACUGCAAUUGAUUGCAAUUGAUUUCGACAGCCAUCAAAGAGAAACCUCAGAUCAGAUUCUCCAUAGACCAUUCAGCUUGUGUUGUAGAUGCACCCUUGACUAAAGAUCCAGAAUGGCAGGCGGACGGGCACUUGUGCUAUUAUGCGUCUUGAUGGUUAUUAGAGUCAGAGAAAGCCUGAGUGUCUCGCAAUUUCUGAGUGAUUUCGGGCUAUGUAUCGUCGACAAAGACCUAAACUCUACCUUUUCUACAGGAAUUCCUGCGUUUAGGAAUGGUAUACAACCGCCUCAUCAAGACUUGAUCUUCACAACCGAUCCCGUGUUCGAGAGGGGUACGUCAGCAAGCUACAAUGCAGCCCUCGGUGAGAUCGAGGUCAAUGAUGACGGCACUUACGUGUUCAUUAUCCAUCGGGCUGGGCUAGCGACCACGGUCUCAUCUCGCCCACUUCUCUUGGAAGUUAAGAAUGCGACCGACGAUUACGUUACGGUUGCUGAACUAGUGGACAGCCGAGAAGGGUCGAUUUUUACCGCACAUGUGUUGGCCGAGUUGAAACGGAACGAUAGCGUUUUCAUUCAUACCCAAGGAGAAAACGUCAUCGGGAAUGAAGAUCAGCCUUUCAUUUUCUCCAUGUUUCUGCUAUAUCACAAAACGCUCGUUUCGUUUCCACGCGCUCGCCAGGUCGCAUUUUCUGUCACUGGGUCCGCCAACCUUUCGUUCGCCGAUUCGAUCAUCGAUGACUUGGGAGAUCCUACAGUGAACAUCGGAAAUGGGUUCGACGAGCAGACGGGUGUUUUCACUGCCCCCUUUGAAGGUCUCUACGUAUUCCACCUGGCGGUCACGUUCACCCCUCUAGGUGGUGGAGGUGGGCGCGGUGUCGUCGCACUUCGAAGGAACGGAGAUACCAUAGCGCAGGUAACUGCCCGUGUUCCGGUCGGUCAAGUGCAGUUUCGAUGGAUCCCUUUUGUGCCGGCACAGAACGGCGCUAUCACCAUCGCCUAUCCUCUGACUCAGGGUGACGAGAUUUCUCUACUCAAUGUAAUUUCGAUAGAAUCGCUCAAAGGAGAGAUGGUGUUCGUUGGUUACCUUUUAGCGUAAUAUGCGUACAAGCUUAUAUUUUAAUUUUGGAUGAAGUCGUCCUAUUUUCAUUUCGACAGGCCUAAUUAUUGUUUUAUUACUAUCCAAACAUCUUUCGAUGUUCUUAAAUUGAAAUCCUCUAAGAACUAUUGGAAGUUGUCUUUACUUGAUGUCGGGUCUAUUGGUAAAGCCCCAAACGUAUUCGUGAUAAUUCCUUAAUAUAUGUCUAUGGUAAUGAUUUUGAAGGAUGUUAUAUAAUGACGCAUGUAUACUUUUUGCGAUCAGUAAUACCUGUUACUAUUUAUAGGCCGAGUGUGUCUGGAUAUUAUUUUUAUCCGCCAUUUUUUAUAUCUAAUCACGACAUUUUUUGUUUAUGAAUGCUACCAAAAAGCCAAUGGCAGAGAGACUGUUUUAAGUAAUGGCAUUUUGAAAUUUAAAAAAGUCUGCAAGAUUUUGUUCAAACAGCUAUAUUCAUGAUAUGAAUAAGGCAUGAGAGGACUGAU